Messenger RNA from Cyphellophora attinorum, 1215 nucleotides. RefSeq lists its product as uncharacterized. The coding region runs from base 1 to 1215 and encodes 404 amino acids. NCBI's taxonomy places the organism in Eukaryota, Fungi, Ascomycota, Eurotiomycetes, Chaetothyriales, Cyphellophoraceae. Gene Ontology annotation, molecular function: oxidoreductase activity. The record is from RefSeq and is a predicted model, not a curated record. The transcript is spliced from 2 exons.
AUGGCGACUGUAGACGUACUACCACAGCAGCCUGAUAUUCAAUACGCGCCUGACUUCAAUAAAUAUGAAGCCAGAUCCAGGCGUCGUCAACAGGCGGAAGCCCUGAAAAGCCAGGCUCUGCCCAAAGGCUUCAGUCGACGAUUAUACUCGGACUUGGUCUGGGACGGCAAAUCGCUUGACAACUACGACUGGAACUUUGUGCUAACACGGGAACACCUCGAGGAACUGGAGCACGCCCUUGCCCAUUUCAAAUCACUUGGGAAACCGCUUGGCUAUAUUGACCAGAUCACGUUUCCAUUACCCAAGCUACACGCUGCUCUACGUGCGGUCUCCCGAGAACUUCACCAUGGCCAUGGCUUCAAGGUCGUACGUGGUCUGCCCGUCAAGGAGCACUCACGGGAGGAUAAUAUCAUUCUUUACGCUGGCCUGUCUUCGCACAUUGCCCCGCUUAGGGCCCGCCAGGACUCCAAGUACGAUGGCAAACCAGCUGAUGUGGUGCUCAACCACAUCAAAGACCUGAGCUCCAGCAAGGAGAAAGCUUUCAUUGGCGCACCAGCCUACACGGCAGACAAGCAGGUGUUUCACACGGAUGCCGGCGACACUGUGUCGUUGUUCGCACUUAGCACCGCAGCUGAGGGUGGAAAGAGCAGGCUGGCAAGCACUUGGCGCGUCUACAAUGAACUGGCGGCCACUCGGCCAGAUCUCAUUGAGACACUGUCUUCAGAUUGGAUCGCUGAAAACUUUGGAAACACCGAGGAGCGCUACACAGCGAAGCCUUUGCUGUUCCACCAGCCUACUACUGAUGAUGCGCCGGAGAGAGUCAUUCUGCAAUACGCAAGAAGAUACUUCACCGGGUAUGGCGCGUUGCCACGCUCCACAGACAUUCCUCCCAUUUCGGAAGCCCAAGCUGAAGCACUUGACGCUCUGCACUUCCUGGGAGAACGCUUCAAUGUGGAGCUGGAUUUCCAGCAGGGCGACAUUCAGUAUGUGAACAACCUGGCCGUCUUUCAUGCCCGAGACGGGUUCACGGACACACCGGAACAGCAGCGCCACUUGGUGCGGCUCUGGCUCCGCGAUCCUGAGUAUGCUUGGGAGACACCAGCCGCGUUGAGGUCGAGAUGGGCACAGCUGUACGAUAGUGUAUGCCCGCAGAAUCAGGUCUUCCCACUCGAGCCAUACGUGCGCAGCGCGAGCAACGGAUCAUCGAAGACGUGA